Messenger RNA from Argentina anserina (silverweed cinquefoil), 1467 nucleotides. Its product is annotated as probable beta-1,4-xylosyltransferase IRX10. Lineage: Eukaryota; Viridiplantae; Streptophyta; Magnoliopsida; Rosales; Rosaceae. Gene Ontology annotation, biological process: plant-type secondary cell wall biogenesis; glucuronoxylan biosynthetic process. Gene Ontology annotation, molecular function: glycosyltransferase activity. The transcript has 4 exons. The coding region runs from base 37 to 1278 and encodes 413 amino acids. The record is from RefSeq and is a predicted model, not a curated record.
GCCCAUUUGGAUUUUCAGUCAAAUCAGGUCUCCAAGAUGAGGAUGGGAAUGCGUGUUCUUGCUCUUCUUUGUGUUUAUGGGUUUGCUUGGGGAGUUGCUGCUGAUAAGAAUGUAAGAACUGAGCGAAUUUCAGGAAGUGCUGGAGAUGUAUUGGAGGAUAAUCCCGUUGGGAGGUUGAAAGUUUAUGUAUAUGAGCUGCCUAGCAAAUACAACAAGAAACUCCUUCAAAAAGAGCCAAGAUGUCUCAACCAUAUGUUUGCUGCUGAGAUCUUUAUGCAUAGGUUCCUCUUAUCCAGCGCGGUUAGAACCCACAAUCCGAAUGAAGCAGAUUGGUUCUACACUCCUAUAUACACAACUUGUGAUCUUACCCCUACUGGCUUACCAUUGCCUUUCAAAUCACCAAGGAUGAUGAGAAGUGCAGUGCAGCUCAUAUCUAGGAACUGGCCUUAUUGGAAUCGAACAGAGGGAGCUGAUCACUUCUUUGUUGUGCCCCACGACUUUGGAGCCUGCUUCCAUUACCAGGAGGAGAAAGCUAUUGACAGGGGAAUUCUUCCAUUACUCCGGCGUGCAACAUUGGUUCAAACCUUUGGACAGCGGAACCAUGUAUGUUUGAAAGAGGGUUCAAUCACAAUUCCUCCAUAUGCUCCACCACAAAAGAUGCAGACACACCUGAUUCCUCAGGAAACUCCGAGGUCCAUCUUUGUCUACUUCCGUGGUCUCUUUUAUGACAUUAAUAAUGAUCCUGAAGGUGGUUACUAUGCCAGAGGUGCAAGGGCAGCUGUUUGGGAGAAUUUCAAGAACAACCCUCUCUUCGACAUCUCAACUGAUCACCCAACAACCUAUUAUGAAGACAUGCAACGAUCUAUAUUCUGUUUGUGUCCUCUCGGAUGGGCUCCAUGGAGUCCGAGGCUAGUUGAAGCAGUGGUAUUCGGUUGCAUUCCUGUUAUUAUAGCUGAUGACAUUGUGUUACCCUUUGCUGAUGCCAUACCAUGGGAAGAAAUUGGAGUUUUUGUAGCCGAGGAAGACGUCCCUAACUUGGACACAAUUCUCACUUCUAUUCCACCAGAAGUGAUUUUAAGGAAACAAAGAUUGCUUGCAAAUCCCUCAAUGAAAUGGGCCAUGAUGUUCCCACAACCAGCACAGCCAGGAGAUGCAUUCCACCAGAUACUUAACGGCCUAGCUCGAAAACUACCUCAUGACAAGAGUGUUUACUUAAAGACUGAUCAAAAGAUUUUGAACUGGACAGCAGGUCCACUGGGAGACUUAAAACCUUGGUAAUCAAAGCGGUAUAUUAUUUGUGCAAGAGUUGCACUGUAUCAUGUCCAGUCCUGAGUAAUGUGAUUGAAUAUAAGUUGGAAUGUACUAAAUAUGUAAAUUUUUGUUCUUCCUUCCUGAUUUUUGUAUAGGAGUUGUUGGCAUUAAGAAAAUCCUUUCUGCUGAAUUAGUUGAUGCAUUGGAUAUACCUUC